This is a messenger RNA of Botrytis porri, 489 nucleotides long. RefSeq lists its product as uncharacterized. Lineage: Eukaryota; Fungi; Ascomycota; Leotiomycetes; Helotiales; Sclerotiniaceae. The transcript has 2 exons. The record is from RefSeq and is a predicted model, not a curated record. The coding region runs from base 298 to 489 and encodes 63 amino acids.
CCCACCUUCGCCGAUGGCGUUGAUUACUCUCAUUCUAGUCAUAUAUUCUUGAGAGCCACUUCCCGUGGGGUCGGUGAAUCAUCUUUGCGCGGAUGCCCAAAGCCACAUCGCAGUCGAACAUACUUUAUGCACUGCAAAUGGAUAUUGCAUAGUUUGUAACUGCACGGUUUGCUUGGCUGCACCAGCACAACAUUUGACUUCUGGCUAUUAAAGCCCCAUAAUCUCGCAACCUGCUGUGAAACAUAGCAUCAAUUCAGCACAAUUCGACAGCUCUAGAGACAAACAUGAAGCCUCAAUAUGCCGGCAACCCUUAGGAUACCAUCAGGGCUUCAGCAGAGAUAUCCAUGGGGUGCUCUUGGAGCUCCUUUCCUGUGGUCACAAAUAGUUUCAAGCUCGAUGAUCCGGGUUUACAGAAAUUCGCCACACAAUCGUUCACCCUACCACCAAAAUUCAGUUUCUGAAAUCCUCGAUCUCGACCACCCCAAAUAA